AUGGUCUCGUGGUUCAAUAAGAAGCAAGACGAUACUGAGGAGCCGGGAGCUUCUCGGUCCCGGUCUCGUGAUGACCGGUCACCCAAUGCACACGCAUCUGCACCUCAUUAUGAGGAGCCGACGGAACGCACCAGACUGAUUCAACAAACGAAUGAUCCCGGAUAUCUGAGUCCAGAUGACCCUGCGGUCUCCCCGUAUAAUCUAUGGAGCGUUCGUGCAUUCCGAGCCCUGUCACUGCUAGCUCUCGCAGCAAGCUUCGUGUGGUGGACGUUCUUGCUGGUCUCGAUUUUCGUUAGCCCGCCACUGAUACACUCGCGAGGGUCCGGAUUCUUUGCAUUUGCCUACGUCACUCUCACCCUUGGCCAAUUGGCGCUGGGUCUGCUCUUUUUCGUCGUCCCGUCAAAGCCCAUGUCAAUAUGUGGUAUUAUACUCGCCGUCCUUUUGCUCAUCGAUAUGGGUAUCAUCCUCGGUGUGGGUGGCAUCCGACGGGAAGAAGGCUGGGUCGGUAUCGGCUCCAUCGUGUGGGCGGUUCUCAUUUCGUUCCACCAGGUUUUCCAAAAUCAAGUGGUGACGUGGGGCAAGCGAGAGGAAGAGGAGCGGUUGACAGGUCGUGAGGAGACUCGUCGAUCUCUUCGCGAAUGGAUUGCCGUACUGCUGGAGUUGAUCAUUCUCGUGGUGAUGACGCUGGCAGCUGUCUUGUUCACGGCGACAUCAAUCUUGCGUGCGCGGGAUGCGACGCUAGAACCUCUCGGAACCCGCUACUCCGUCCAUGGAGACACUUACCAGGUCCACCUUGUCUGCGUGGGAAACCGCACCGAGGAUUCUAACGAGCCGACCCUUCUGCUUGAGGGGGACUAUGGCCCCGUCGAGCACGACCUGCAGCCAUUCAUCGACGACAUCUACCAGUACGGAACUAUUAGCAGAUACUGCUAUUGGGAUCGCCCCGGAUUUGGAUGGUCCGACAAUGCCCCCUCUCCUCAUUCCGCGGGCAUGUCUGCCGAUGUUCUUUCCGAGGCUCUUGCCCUUGCCGACGAAAAGGGCCCCUGGGUUGUGGUCUCUGCUGGCGUCGGCAGCCUGUAUUCGCGACUCUUCGCCAGCCGUCAUCUGCUGGAAGUGAGCGGCAUUUUCCUCAUUGACCCGCUCCACGAGUCGUACCUCUCCGACAUCGGUCAACCAAAGCGAGGGUUCCUCCUGUGGCUCCGAGGUGUCCUAUCACCGUUGGGCCUGGAUCGUCUUGCGGGUGCUCUCUUCAAGGGCCGAACUCGCGAGGACAGAGUCAUGGGCCGCUCGGCCUAUCAAACCGGAAAAUUCAUCAAGGCCAAGCUACAAGAGAACCUCGUCGCAGUCACCAUGACCUCUGCAGAGGUUCAAUCCGCCCGGCACAUCCAAAUGGGCAAGACACCCCUUGUCGUGGUCAGCUCGGGGAAGAAAAUGCGCGCGGAUUCCGAGUGGGCCAAGAAGCAGGAGGAUCUCUCCCAUAUCACCGAUGAAUUGUUGGCAUGGGAUGUGGUUCACGAUGCGCCCCAUGAAGUCUGGACCGACGGUGAGGGUCGACAGGUUCUUGAGAAGAGACUGAAGGAGAUUGUCAAGGCCAGUCGCAAGCCCAAGUUGUGA
Molecule: messenger RNA, 1614 nt
Organism: Penicillium diatomitis
Lineage: Eukaryota; Fungi; Ascomycota; Eurotiomycetes; Eurotiales; Aspergillaceae
Product: DUF2417 domain-containing alpha/beta hydrolase
Exons: 2
Coding region: 1-1614 (537 amino acids)
Source: RefSeq, a predicted model, not a curated record